CCCGCCUCCGCCCGCGGCCUAGCCGGCGGCCCGAGCCCCGCGAGCUCGGCUCCCUGAAGCGCUCCAUUUUCUGGCUCCGCGGUGCGAGCUUCUCUCCUGUGCCCCGACCCGGAGUCACGCUUAGGUACGUCAGGGGGACAGGUCGUGCAGGGCCUGGGACGGCUGCCACUCUUGCGCGGGGAGGAGGCGUGGGCUGCCCGUGCCUCCGCGCCCGGCACUGCGCGGCUACCGGCGCCGACUCUGGCCACGCACUUCCCGGCUGGUGGGCGACCUCCGGCUGGCGUGGUGCGAGGCCCCAGGGCCGCUAGGCUUUCGCGCCUCUCAGGGCAGAAUGGUGCCCGGGCCCACCUGGGCAACCUGCCCCGCCGCCGCGCGCUACCCGCCGUGCUCCGCCCGGGGAAGAGUGUGUACCCCUAGCGGUGCUGGUCCUUGCUCUGGCGAGGGCAGUCCUUUUCAUCCACAGAAAACCCUUGUGUUGGAAGAAUGAAUCUGACGUUGGCCCUUUCUCACCCAGUAGCGUGUUGUCAGUGAGGAACCCAGGCAGCUGUCACCCCAGGAACGCGCGCAGCCCCUCAGGACUCUGCAUCCCUCUCGCGGGGUGUGAGCACCCUCUGAAGCCCACGCCGGGCUUUGGGGUCAGCAGAGCGAUGGGGGAAGACGUCAGCUAGCAGGAGUUAAAUUAGGAUGCGCAGGUGUGUGGGACCAAGGCAGGCCCCCUGGCGAGAUCCUGGUUCAGGCCGUCGGUGGCGUUCGAUCCGGUUUCUCCUGUGGGGAAUUGCGUGCAGUUUGGACGGCGAAAGGCGGAUUUACGCAAGUUGGCGAGCCAGGGAGAGCUUUCUAAGAUAUCACGAACAGAACCAAAGCUCUGCGCCCUUCUCUGCUAGUGGAACCUCCCCGCGUCUGGGUUCCUUCCUCCCCUACAGCCGCAGAUCCCGCAUAACUGAGAUCCAGGAGCUGCCACAAUGCCACAGCCACACCUUGAAUUCUAAUUCAUUCUCUAGAGGGUCUCCCUGUCUUAUUACUUGGUUUUCUAAUAGUCCAUCAAAGCAGCAUCAGCGACAGUGACCUUAAAACAAUGAAAAUUCUUUUGCUUCUCUGCCACAGCCUCCAGUGGUGCUCCUCAACCCUUCCCUGACCGCCUCGGGCUGCUGCUUUCACUUCACUUUGGCUUUGCUAGUUUUCCUCCUCCUCAUUCACAGCAAAUCACACUCCAGCGCACUUCCUCAACCCUGGCUACUUUAGCUCUACAAACAACUGUGGCCUCUGCCUGGCAUGCACUUCCCCACAUUUUUAUGUGAUCUGACCCCUUGCUUCAAAGGUCUUGCUUGAACAUCCCCUUAUCAAGUUCUUAGGUGAAGCAACCUUCCCCAAGCCACUUCAUUAACUUCUUCUCAGUACAUCUCUUGGUAUGCAUUUUGUGUUGUCUUGAAUUAGCACUAGAAAUGUUAGGGACAAGGAUGAUGUUAAUACAGCUAGACAUACUGAAGGAGAAAGAUUGGGAUGAUGUGGCAAUGAAGAUCAAGGAAAGGGGACUGAGGGUGAAAGGGGAAAAGAGGCAGAGGCAAAUGACAGGAGAAAUUGAAAUUUGGCUUUUCUCAACCUUCUCUUUGACAAACUUCACGACAGAACUCAAAACUCAGUAGUGGUAGGAAGGGGUAGGUGGCAGGGUAGCCUUAGUGCAUAUUCCCUGAUACAGGUUUUCUUCCUGUCAUGCUGUGUGAUUUUUGACUUAAACCUUAUUUCAGCUCAUUCCACCAAGAAAUCCAGAACACUGAGAGAAGAUAGGUGGGGAGUGUUCUCUUGCUACCCUGCUGCAUAGCUUCCAGUCCCUAACCUCAGUACCUGGGGCUCUGUCAUCAGAAACACCCAACAUAGGGCCUGCCAUUUAACUGGUGCAGUGGUUUGGAGAGCUCUGAAUGUCAUCUCUCAUGCUUAGAAUGAAUUUGACGCAAAGCUAAACUAAGUUUGCCCCAUUUCACUGAAACUUUGUCAGGUAGUUUCCUGGAAAGGCUGUGAAUGUUUAUGGUGUCAAUACGAGUGCAAGUCAUUUUGGGAAAACAUUGACCCCAGAGCCCUCCCCUCAGCAGAAAGCAGGCCAAAGCAGGUGUACUUAGUUCAUCCUUGGGGGUGGGAAGAAAAUCAAAGAGCCAAAGGAUAUGUUGAGAAUAAAAGGCAAUCCUGAAUGAAGGCCAGCAAAGACUAGCUGCAGGGUUUCAGGACUCUGCUCAGCUCUCAGGGUCAGGGGUAGAGCACAGGAAUGGCUCAGGCACUCUCUUCCUGCAGGGCCCACCAUGUUGCACAGGCUGGGCUGGCUGCUGUUCUACAGUCUCAUGGUACUGCUGCUCAGCUGUCUGCUCUUUCUGAAGGAGGUCCCCCUGGCAGGGGACCUCAAGACCCACCAAUCCUUCUGGGAACCCUCUGGGGCUCACCACAGCCAGUGCCUACCCAAUCGCACAGUGGCUAACACUUCCCUAUCCCUGCCUGGUCGUCACCGCCUCUUCUUGACUUAUCGCCACUGCCGAAAUUUCUCUAUCCUGCUGGAACCUUCAGGCUGUGCCAAGGACACCUUCCUGCUCUUGGCCAUCAAAUCUCAACCUGGUCACGUGGAGCAACGUGCAGCUAUCCGCAGCACUUGGGGCCGAGCAGGGAGCUGGGUUAGGGACAGGCAGCUGAAGCUGGUGUUCCUACUCGGAGUGGCAGGGCCCACCCCCCCAGCUCAGCUGCUGGCCUAUGAGAGUGGAGAGUUUGAUGAUAUCCUACAGUGGGACUUUGUGGAGGAUUUCUUCAACCUAACCCUUAAGGAGCUGCACUUACAGCGCUGGGUGGCAAGUGCUUGUCCUCAUGCCCACUUCAUGCUUAAGGGAGAUGAUGAUGUCUUUGUCCAUGUCCCCAAUGUGCUAGAGUUCCUGGAUGGCUGGGACCCAGCCCAGGACCUCCUGGUGGGAGAUGUCAUCCACCAGGCCCUGCCCAAUAGGAACACCAGAGUCAAAUACUUCAUCCCACCCUCCAUGUAUAAGGCACGCCACUACCCACCCUAUGCUGGGGGUAGAGGCUAUGUCAUGUCCAGAGCCACAAUAAGGCACCUCCAAGCAGCCAUGGAGGGGACUGAGCUCUUUCCUAUUGAUGUCGUCUUUGUGGGCAUGUGCCUGAAGAAGCUGGGGGUACACCCCACACACCAUGCUGGCUUUAAAACAUUUGGAAUACAGCAACCUCUGGACCCUUGCCUAUAUAGAGGGCUCCUGUUGGUACACCGCCUGAAUCCUCUGGAAAUGUGGACCAUGUGGGCACUAGUGACAGACGAGGGGCUCAAGUGUGCAGCUACCCUCAAGCUUCAGCACUGAGGAGUGAGUGGAGCGACAGCCCUAGAGUUGACUCAGUUGAUUCUCAUGAAGACAAACUGAAAACCUCAAAAAUGGAUCCUUGAGGGUCUAAAAGAAAUGCCGAUUUCAUUUUUGUAAACCAUUCCUAUCUUGUUAGCUCUCAUUAAAAAUGCUAAAAUUGGG
Marmota monax (woodchuck) is the source of this 3503-nucleotide messenger RNA. It is a transcript of the gene B3gnt4, whose product is annotated as UDP-GlcNAc:betaGal beta-1,3-N-acetylglucosaminyltransferase 4. Gene Ontology annotation, molecular function: hexosyltransferase activity. Gene Ontology annotation, cellular component: membrane. NCBI's taxonomy places the organism in Eukaryota, Metazoa, Chordata, Mammalia, Rodentia, Sciuridae. The record is from RefSeq and is a predicted model, not a curated record. Bases 2292 to 3341 code for a protein of 349 amino acids. The transcript has a single exon.